This is a messenger RNA of Dacryopinax primogenitus, 3091 nucleotides long. RefSeq lists its product as uncharacterized. The transcript has 6 exons. Bases 204 to 2969 code for a protein of 921 amino acids. Lineage: Eukaryota; Fungi; Basidiomycota; Dacrymycetes; Dacrymycetales; Dacrymycetaceae. Gene Ontology annotation, molecular function: protein binding. The record is from RefSeq and is a predicted model, not a curated record.
UAUCCUGUCACGGGUCAUAAUCAGAUAAGCGCCGGGAAGCACAGCCUUGACCCUGUAUGAUAUCAACAUGUGUUCGUAGCUCGGAGUUGUGCAGCACGCGCCGACCGUUUGACUGCUUUCCGGUCCAUUAGCACUACAACUGUCUCAGACUCCAACUUCCUACUUGUCACUGCUGCAUCUGCAGCUCGAGCCACUGGUGGCUCAUGGCUCUCUCUAGCUCGGACUACCCUGCCGGCUUGCGCACAAGCCUCGACCAAUGGACGGCCCAGAUCCAAGCUGGCACUGUCCUUGAACCGGUGAAGCGUGCCCUGGUCGAAGGGACCACCCGCCUGCUAGGGCUAUAUGACGUCGUUAGGGAACAACAAGAUGAUUCCCGGGAACUGGCUGCCAAGGCUUCCCUAGUUGACCAACUUGUUCUUCGCCGGAUCUCCGCAAACGCCGACUUAGGACCUACCGAAGUAUCCCUCAUCCAAGAACUGACCGACGCUAUAGGACAAGUGGAUGUCUUCAUACGAAAAAGCCAAAAGUCGCUCGGGCACGUGCGCAGGCUGGCCUUUCCCGAUGAACUGGCAAAAUUGCGCAAGAAGCUGGACGGUAUAUGCUCGACCUAUAUGCUGGUCUAUGUGAGUGAUAUCGAUGACCGUGUGAGAGUAUUAGAGCGUGGGGCCGCAGGUUCCCUCUCCCAGAUCCCCGCCCACCUGCCACUAGCCGACCUCCCUCCUCUCCCCUCAAACUUCCACGGCCGCGGUGCCCUCCUCUCCCUCCUACUCACCCUCCUCCAGUCCAAAGCGCACAUCCCCCUGCUCGGCCCCGGCGGGAUAGGCAAGACCUCUCUCGCCUCUGCGCUCCUGAACGACCCCAGCAUCCGAGCGCGCUUUGGCGAAAACAGGUUCUUCAUCAGCUGCGAAGGGCUCGUUACUGCCGAAGGAGUGCUAAACGCGCUCGCCGCUGCGGUCGGUCUCCGCCCGCAAGCAGACCCCAGACGCGCACUCUUCGCCGCUCUGGAAACCACCUCCUGCGCCCUCUUAGUGCUUGACAACCUGGAGACUGCCUGGGAAGCCGAGCGUGUGCAAGUCGAAGCCCUCCUCGGGAAGCUCGCACAGCACCCCAAAGUCUCUCUGGUGAUAACGAUGCGCGGUGCUCUCCGACCCGGAGGGGUGAGCUGGGCCGAAGGCUGCGAACCCCUCGCCCCGGUAUCACUUGCCGCUGCGCGGGAGAUCUGGAUUGGGAUCGCCGGCCCCGACGGGGACCCGAAGGCUCGAGACGACCUCCUCCUCCGGCUGGACGGGCUGCCACUGGCGAUCACGCUCCUCGCGCACCAGGGCCAACUGCUUUCCCCUUCCGAGCUAUUGGACGCGUACGAAAGCGAGAAGACGGCGCUGGUCGAGACGGGUCGAGAGCGGCUCACGAGCUUGGAAGUCUCCAUCCGCCUUUCACUUAGCACACCCUCGGUCGCCCAGAAUCCCGAAGCAAGGAAACUUCUUUCCCUCCUCGCGCUCUUACCUGAUGGCGCGCCUGUUGCUGCUCUGCGGCUGAUGGUACCCUCCAUGUUGAACUCGAGGAAGAACGCACUUGUCCUACUCGCUGUCGCCCUCCUUAUCCGCAACAAUGACAGAAUCCGAUGUCUGACCCCGAUCCGGGAUUUCAUGCUGGACCAUUAUCCGCCCGACCCGAGCUCGUUCCAGGAACUGCGGACCUAUUUUACCAACAUGACCGCCUCUGUGCACCAGAUCAAUGAUAAUCCGAAGGAGACGAUCGGUCGUUUGUCUCCCGACUUUGGGAAUAUCAACUCCGUGCUGAUGUAUUCCUGGACAUUGGCAGCUGACAAGCCUAUUAUGACCAUCCUGCUCACGUCUACCUUGCAGCUUGCGCAGUUUUCCUACCUGGCUACUUUCGGGGACUGCACCAGCCUCCUCACUGGCGCGAGGAGCGCGCUUCAGUCCAUACACUCCGAUCUUGGGAUCGCGCUAUGCACACAACGACGCGGAAAGAUCCUCACCGUCCGCAGCCGAUGGCUCGACGGGAUGACAAAUUUCGAAGAAGCGCGCAAGUUGUUCGAACUUGUCGGGGACCGGAUGCGCACUGCCGAGUGUAUGCAGAGUAUCGGCGGCGCACUGUACAUGCUCAGCCGGUAUGAUGAAGGUAUCGACAUCCUCAACAAGGCAAAAGCGGAAUUUGAAGCUCUGGGGGUACGAUACGGAGCUGCGCAAUGUAUGCAUACGCUUGGGGAUACGUUCCACAUGCUCGAUCGUUACGACGAUGCCCUCUCUACCCUCAGAGCGGCCAAAGCCGAAUUUGAGGCCAUUGGUGAACGCCGCUUUGCCGCUUAUUGUGCACGGAGCAUUGCCGAAGUCUUGGUUAUUACAUCGGACAAUAAAGAAGCAAUUUCGAUGUUAGAGGAGGCACAGACGCAGUUUAAGGCUCUUGGUGAUCGAUCUGGUGCUGCGCACUGUUUGGUCAGCCUUGGAAAUGUCCAAUCUAUAGAAAAUAAAACGGACGACGCUUUGAAGAACCUCGAGAUGGCCAGAAACCAGUUCACGGCGAUCGGAGACGAGUUCGGUAAGGCACAGUGUGCCCUCAACAUUGGGAACGUCCUCCUCGAUUCGGACCGGUAUGAAGACGCGCUAUCAAACUUGUACGAGGCGAAGGCCGAGUUUGAAAGACUGGGCGGCCGAACGGGUAUGGCACAGUGCACGCAAUGCAUCGGGAAAGCAUUAACCAGCGUUGCUAAAUAUGACGAUGCUGUCUCUGCGCUGGAAGACGCGAGGGCGCAGUUCAAGGCCAUGGGACAACUGUUCGGAGAGGUGGCAUGUGUCACACUCCUGGCUACUGUGCAUGUUCAAGCGAAGAGACCGGAAGACGCGAAACGGAAUUACGAGGAAGCACGGGAGAUGUUUGGGCGCUUGGGUCUCACGGAUCUCGUGACUCAGUGUGACGAGGAAAUAGCUGGUCUUGGGACACAGAAUUAAGUUGGAUGUUGAAAGCAUAUGCAUGGAUGGACACUUUGAGAUUUCUGAGAUGCAACAGCUUUUCAUCACUCCAGCCUCCUUCAUGUCACAUAUCGUUGUAAGAGCCGUUAACGUUGUAUAUC